Molecule: messenger RNA, 282 nt
Organism: Macrosiphum euphorbiae (potato aphid)
Lineage: Eukaryota; Metazoa; Arthropoda; Insecta; Hemiptera; Aphididae
Source: the annotation of a GenBank genome assembly
AUGAAGAUAUUUUUCAACCACUGUCCUCCAAUAGUAAGUUGGAAGAUAUUUGGAUCGGUCGACCAAAUAGAAGAAAAUAGAGAAACCUUAGAUUUACGAUUAAAUUAUGAAACUACAUUAUACCCAUACGGCUAUACUUUACCACAACUCAAACUGGUAUGCCAAGAACAAAAUAUAAUUAUACUGAAAGGUGGAAUAGGGGUUUUAAUACACAUCAGUCGGUUCAUGCCUUCCAGCUCUUUGGAACUUUAUCAAAGCUAUUAUAAAAAGAACAAAUAUUAG